GCGCUACCAUUUUGUUAGUGCCUAACAAACCAGCUCCGUUUUGUCAGUUCUUAACGAAUCGGUCAGCUGUUCGGAUCGUUGUAUUUGCGGAGAAUUAACACAUGGGCCUGGUCAAGCACUGGAACUCGAAUACAAUUAUAAAAACGACUUGCUAACAAUAUAUAUAGAUAUUUAUAGCAGUAGGUAGACAUUCCAUUAGACGCCAUGCCGGAGAAGCAAUUGGAGCAGGGGAGCGUGUCUCUUAGCCGCAUGAUUGGCGCCUUCGUCUUUGGACUGUUGCAAUCCUUCUUUCGAUUUAUCUUUCGUUUGAUAUAUGGCGCCAGCGGCAAACGCAUGCCGGCUAUAACGGAUCCCAUCCUCCUCGAAUCGGCCACUUCGUUGGCCAGUAAAAUACGUAACCAAGAGCUCAGCAGCGUUCAGGUUCUGGAAUCGUUUAUACGCCGCGUCAAGGAAGUGAAUCCCUUGCUAAACUGUGUCGUCGAUCAGCGCUACGAUGACGCACACAAUGAGGCAGCCGCAGCGGAUGAACUGAUCAAGUCCGGGCAAUAUACAGUAGAAGAGUUAGCCACGUUGAAACCCUUUUUGGGCGUGCCCAUCACAACAAAGGACUGCAUAGCGGUUAAAGGCAUGCUCCAUACAGCUGGAUUGUAUUCGCGUCGCGAAGUCCGCGCAGAAAAUGAUUCGGAUGCGAUGGGAUUGAUGCGAAAAGCGGGCGCCAUUCCCUUUGCGCUGACCAAUGUCUCCGAGAUGUGUAUGUGGUGGGAGAGCAACAAUACGGUGCAUGGCAGAACGAACAAUGCCUACGACACGAAUCGUAUUGUGGGCGGCUCCAGCGGCGGCGAAGGUUGUGUCCAAUCGGCCGCCGGCUCACCGUUUGGCUUGGGUUCCGAUAUUGGUGGAUCUAUUCGGAUGCCCGCCUUUUUCAAUGGCAUAUUUGGCCACAAGCCCAGCAAAAUGAUCGUUUCGAAUAAGGGCCAGUUUCCUACCCCAUUCAGUGAGGAACAGAACUCCUUUUUGGGUCUGGGUCCCAUGUCACGUUUCGCCGAGGAUCUGCGACCCAUGCUGCAUAUUAUGGCUGGGGAUCGGGCGGAGCUAUUGCAGCUGAACAAGCCGGUGGAGCUAGAGAAAAUGAAUUUCUUCUAUCAGGAAUCGGAUGGCGGCGGUCGGAUGGUAUCCGCCGUCGAUAAGGAUUUGCUGCAGGCCAUGCGUCGUGUGGCCGAGCACUUGAGCAAGAAAUUUGGCAGUGGUCAGGUAAAACAGCUUCAGCUGCCACAGAUACGCCAAUCGGCUGCCAUUUGGUUUGCUAACAUGCGUGAUGAUUCCGGACAUGGCUUUAGCUACCAACUGGGCAAUCUGCGAUACGAUAUCAACACCUAUUUGGAGCUGCUCAAGUGGCUGGUGGGUGCCUCCAAGCAUACAUUGAUUGGCCUAAUCACCGCCGUGAUGGAUAAUGCACAGUGCCAGCAUGGCUCCUCUAAAUACAAGCAUAUGGUGGCCAAGCGGGAUGAAUUGCGUGCCACUCUACAGCAGCUGUUGGGGGAUAAUGGUGUAUUCAUCUAUCCCACUCAUCCCACUGUGGCGCCCUAUCACAACGAACCCAUACUGCGUCCCAUUAACUUCUCUUACACGGGCAUAGUGAAUGUGCUGGGCUUCCCGGCCACAGCUGUGCCGCUUGGUUUGGGCAGCGAAGGCUUGCCGCUGGGCGUGCAGGUCAUAGCUAACUUCAAUCAGGAUCGAUUGUGCCUGGCCGUAGCCGAGGAGCUAGAGCGUGAGUUUGGCGGCUGGCAGCGACCCGAGGUGCGACUGUGAAGCGCACUCUUUUUAUUAUAAAUUAUAUACACAGCCGAAAGUAGUUUUUAGUAUUUGGAAAUUGUUUCCUGGGCCCCGCAAUUAACCCACCAAACACAAAGUAACAGCGGCUUGGUAUAUACUAUAUACAAACGAUCUAUCAGCAUGUCCUCUUUAUAUUUAUG
Messenger RNA from Drosophila hydei, 1973 nucleotides. Its product is annotated as fatty-acid amide hydrolase 2-A. Lineage: Eukaryota; Metazoa; Arthropoda; Insecta; Diptera; Drosophilidae. The record is from RefSeq and is a predicted model, not a curated record. The transcript has 4 exons. The coding region runs from base 205 to 1809 and encodes 534 amino acids.